This is a messenger RNA of Anas platyrhynchos (mallard), 2024 nucleotides long. The record is from RefSeq and is a predicted model, not a curated record. NCBI's taxonomy places the organism in Eukaryota, Metazoa, Chordata, Aves, Anseriformes, Anatidae.
UGUAGGCAUGUCAGGAUCAGGAUUGGCCCCAGAGGAGCCUCGGACCUCCAGUCCUCCCAGCACAGCCAGUGCUCCGCAGCCUGCUCCGGCUGCUGGCGGACCUGGAGGCCCAAGCGACGUUGCCUUCAGUGAGCAAAACCUUAGCUUCACCACCACAGAACUCAGCCUGGUGGAGAUGACGGAAAUAGAGUACACCCAGCUCCAGCACAUACUUUACUCACACGCGGAGGAGGGACAAGCUGCUGAAGGUGAAGUAGAAGCCAGGGUCAGUUCUGCUUUCUUAGCUGGCAGCUCCGCAGAGCCCCCUCUGCCCCAGGCCUCGGCGAACCCCAGGCGGUUCUUCCCGGUUAUCUGCCAGUCAGCAUUACCUCCCGACGGCAAUUUGCUAAGUUCAAGCCCAUGUGUGGGCCACGUUGACUUCCAGGAGCUCAGAAUGAUGUUACUCAGUGAGUCCAACCCCCCUGCGAACCAAGCAGAUAAAACGCCCAAGGGUAGUAGCUCUGUAGAAGUCGCAGGACACAGUUUAGUAAAGGUUAAACAUGGUGACAGUUCUGUUGGGACAAAUAAAGAAAACAUUCCUGUCGAAAAUUCGGCACUGCCAUCAGAGUCUAGAUCUAAAUCUGCAGUCAGAGUUCGAUUGGAAGACAGAUUCAACAGCAUCCAGACAGAAAACCCCAGAUGCCAAGAACCCCAAGAAUCUGGAGUAACUCUUAACAAUUUAGUAACAUUGAUUCAACAGUCAACAGAACUGAUAGGUGUUCCUCUUCAUCAGCAUCAAAACAAGUGUGCUACAUUGGUGAACAAUAAGACCGUACCUACCACACCUUCUUUACAGUUCACAUAUCCAUUGCUUACGAUGAACACGUGUUCUGCUUCUGGGAGUGCUAAUCCUUCACAAGUACAGACCUCUGGAACAUCUUGCACUAUCUUGGAAGCUGCCAAACAUCAGGACCUUGGGAUACCCAGAACGUUUUCUUUCUGUUACCAUCAGGAAAUUGAAUCCGCAAAGCAGACAGUAGGUGCUAUGAAUAACGCUUUGCCUGAGGAAGUUUGGAUUAAAGUUGAAGAAGACACAUUAUGCAAGCAAGCAAUAAGCAAAAGAAGUUGCAGCCGAGUAAGCCCGUUGGAAGCAAACGUAGAUCGCAAACCUCUUAGUGACAUUCAAAAUAUGUGUGAUAGCCAGAGCACUGUGCCUGCACAGGGCUCCUGGCAGUCAGCACAGUCCAAUCCAAGCGUGCAGGUGCAGAGUGGUACACAGGAAGGAGUUGCUCAGCGAAGAGAAAGACAUAACCGCAUGGAGAGAGACAGAAGGCGCAGAAUCCGGAUUUGCUGUGAUGAACUGAAUCUGCUGGUUCCAUUCUGUACUGCUGAUACUGAUAAAGCAACAACAUUACAAUGGACAACGGCAUUUCUCAAGUACAUUCAGGAAAAGCACGGCGAUUCGCUGAAACAGGAAUUUGAGACUGUGUUCUGUGGUAAAACAGGCAGGAGACUAAAAAUAGCAAGUUCAGACUCGUUUGUAACGUGUCCACUGCAGGAAAACAUGCAUGGCUAUGAAGACCAAGUAGCUUGAACUGACUGCCUUGAACUGUAUGGAAAGCGUGGAUAAAUAAGUGACCCCCCCCUUUUUUUUUUUCCUGUUUACAUGCUGGGAUUCAUCUGAUUGUGAUGAAUUUGAUAUGCUCCAGGAGUGACUUUCAAAAUAUAACUUGUAAAAAUGCAUAAAUAGAGCUUAACAGAAAACAGUCUUCAUUCAAAAUGGAAAUGAAAAUUGACUGCCAGCAAUAUAAAUCAGUGUUCUGUUAAAGGGGCUUUGGGACUAGAGGCAAUAAGAAAUUGUCGUGAUGCCUUAUUUUUCUCUUUUUGCUCUUUUUCUGUUUGUGGUUGUGCUCUUCUUCCUUUAUUUUUUUAAGGUGAUACAGUACAGUUAGGACUUGUAGAACAUCAGCCUAUUCUGUUAUUUUAAUGACUAGAGGCAAAUGUAUUCUUUAAAUGUAAAAAGGAAUUAAAGGUACCAUAUUAAA